Molecule: messenger RNA, 1985 nt
Organism: Coffea arabica (coffee)
Lineage: Eukaryota; Viridiplantae; Streptophyta; Magnoliopsida; Gentianales; Rubiaceae
Source: RefSeq, a predicted model, not a curated record
GUCGUUUGGUGGGUGGGGUGUGGGGAGCGGCGGGUGCUGGAAUCUGGUGAACCCCGUUCACGUCUACCGGGACUUUUUCCAUCUCCUCAAUUCCACUGUUUAUUCCACUGUAGCCAAGGAUUUUUGCGAAAACUCCCAAUCUCCUCUGCAUAAUUAAUUUCAUUUUAUUUAUUUAUUUAUUUUAAUUUUUUUGUAGUUUUUGCUUGUUUACGCAAAAAUCAUUGACUAGCAGAGGGCAGAGGAAUGAGUGUUUUUGCUGGAUCGGAUCUGAAUCGUUCACCAGUUUCCACUGUCUUUUCUUAUUUUCUUCUAUGAUUUUUUCCUUUGAAUUUAGUUGAUAAAAUUUGUUGCUUUUUAUGUUGUUGAUUACUAAAUUAUGUAUUUGUUUUUCCUUUUUGUUACUAUACUCAGUUAUUUGGGAGUUGAAUUUAUUUGUAGAACAGGCAAAUUUAAAAGGAAAAAGUUCAAGAAAGUUAUUUAUUCUAUUUAGUUAUACUAUGGUUAAUUGUAUAUGUGGUGGUGUUGUUUUUGUAUCUCAAAAUGAUUAGUCAAAAGUAAGAAAUUUGAAUUUUGAUCAUAAGGAAUUUCGGGUACAUUGCAGGGUAUAUUAUUAGUUAAUGGGAAAGGAAUAAUUCAAACAUCGAAAAUAAAAAGAGUGCAUUUUUCUGUUUUAGUAGUAGUUUUACUUUUUGGGGAGGAAUUUUGUAUCUAGAUGUUGUAGAUUAGUCAGUUGUAAUGAGCAUCUUGAUGCAUUUGGACUUGGAAGGCACAAUUAUCUAGUAGAACAUUGGCAUUUGCCUUGUAGGAGUAUUCCACAUUGUAAAAGAGGCAUUAGUGGAGGCUUAGAGAUUGAGUGUGAAGUUGAUUUAUCAUCAAGCUAAUUACAUAAUCCCCAGUUAUCUUUUCUAUUCUUCAGGCAAAUUUGAUCUAUAAAAUGCUGCAGAAAAUGCGCUUAUGCCUGUAGAGUUUUACAGAUAGGUUUAUCAAACAGUAGUUUACAAGAGUCCUUUCUGUUCAAUGAUCAUAUUAUCCCUUUUUGAAUUCUUAAACCUUUUUUUUCAAAGGAGUAUACAACAUCUGUUUGGUUCUGUUGUAUGCGGUUUUAUACACAGACAUGACUGUAUCCAAAUAUGCAUAUGCAUGUACAACAAGUCUGGUGCUUUUACUGGGGUAAUUGUGGUUUUAACUUAUAGAUGAAAACUUGUACUAGUAUACAGAGUUCUUGUAUUGCAAGGAAAUGAUAAAACAACCCCCAGGAUGAACUCAAAAUAUCUGUUGAUUUGCUUGCUUGUCACCAUUGCACUGCACCUGGUUUUAGGUAAAGCCCUUGUUGAGGACUGUGCAUGGCUGACGGGGAGACUGUGUACCUGGCUUCAUAAGAAAAGAUCCCCUGGUCUACAUGCAGUUAUUAACGUGUCGGUUAGUAAAAGCUCCUUAUUUCGCCACUCAAGCAGAAUUAGAAAAGAUGCCUGGACCAUUAAGAAUACUUGUGCCUUCAAGUCCCAUGGAGAUAUGAUGCCGUGUUGCAACGGUGAAAUAGUUGGUUCCAUGAGAUAUGAUAAUCUUCCUCUUCUUGUCUCUCUGAAACUCAUGAUGGAGCUCCCUCUCAAGCUUAAUAGACAGCCUUCUUUUUCAUCUCUGCGCCUGCAAAAGAUAAUUGUUGCAGCUUAAUCUUGGACAACACUCAGAGCUCUGGCAACUGCAGUGUAGAAUAUGCAAGGCUAUAAUAUGGCAAUGAAGGUAGAGUGAGGAAGGGUGAUGUCGUCUGUGAGUUAUGAUUUUUUUUUUUUUUUUGAUGUAUUCUUUCUGAUUGUUUGUGAGUGCUAGAAUAUACAGCAACGGGCCUUAAUUAUAAAUGACAAAUCAAUUGUGCAAGUUAGAGCGGGCUUGGAUGGGUGCUUGUUCCUUGGGAGAUUUGGUGGGUAUUAUGUGUUUUAAGAACAAUCUAAAAUCCCAAGUACUCAUUCUGUUCCGAUUCCAAUUCA